AUGGGUCGUAGUCGAGAUCGUGAAGGUUCGCUUGCUUCAACUGGCUCGGGGCGCACAGCACGAUCAAAGAAAUGGGAUGGCAAUGCUGGUCAUCGACUUCAUUUAUCUGACUUACCAGUGGGUGUUAGUAAGCAUGAAAUCGAAAAAAUAUUUCGUCCGUAUGGCGAAUUAAAUGAGAUUUGGGUCGCGUCGAAUCCACCUUGUUUCGCAUUUAUCAACUUCACUCACCGAUCCGAUGGUGAACGUGCAAUGAAAGAACUUGACGGAACAACUUUAGCUGGUGCAAGAAUUGGCCUGAGCUGGGCCCGACCACGACACUAUGGUGGCCGAUCACGUCGCCGCUCACCAUCUCCUUAUCGACGUAGAGACCGAGACUCUUACAGCAGUCGUCGCCGCCGCUACUCACGAAGCCGUUCGCGUAGCCCACACUAUCGACGCUCUGGCGAUAGCCGCCGACGACGAAGUCCGCGUUCAACAUCGCGAUCGCCUUCCCGAUCACCACGAAGAAAUUCCCGUCGAGAUGACCGUCAGAAAACAUCGAGACGAGAAGACAACAAACGUCGUCGACAUUCUUCGUCACAAUCAGAUCGUAAUUCAAACCAUUCACCACGACGAGACAACAAAAGACAAUCAACGCGUAGUCCGAGCAACGAACGUCGACGAUCAGCGACACCGAAUGGUGAUCAUCAUGCGGUUGAAACAGGUGGUAAUCACGCUGCUGAACUUGAAGUCGAUGAACAGGAUUAA
Molecule: messenger RNA, 747 nt
Organism: Adineta ricciae
Lineage: Eukaryota; Metazoa; Rotifera; Eurotatoria; Adinetida; Adinetidae
Source: the annotation of a GenBank genome assembly